This is a messenger RNA of Stylonychia lemnae, 2562 nucleotides long. The record is from the annotation of a GenBank genome assembly. NCBI's taxonomy places the organism in Eukaryota, Ciliophora, Spirotrichea, Sporadotrichida, Oxytrichidae.
AUGUUGAACUUACUCUCUGAAAUUUUCACCAUAAAUACAGCAACUUUAAGUGGGUGUAUUGAUAUUAUUGUCAUCAAGCAAGCUGAUGGAACAUUGGCAAGUUCACCGUUUCAUUUGAGAUUCGGUAAACUAAAAGUUUUAAAAUCUAGUGAUAAGAUUUUAAGCGUAUAAGUGAACGGCAAAGAUGUUGAUCUUAUUAUGAAGUUAGGCUCAGCAGGUGAAGGAUUCUUUGUUCAUGAGACAGCUGUAAUUAUCAUUAAAUUUGUUAAGAUAGUGUUGAUUGAUCUAUAGGAGGAAGUUUUUGAUAAUGAGUACCGAGCUAGUCCACUUAUGAGUUCAGGAGAGGUAUCACCAAGAAAUUAUUCCUCAAGUGAUGAGACUGAAGAAAAAUAGAACAUUGAUGCCACUGAUAUUUAAGCCGUGGUGAAUGAUCUACAAAAGAUAUAAGAUAGCCAAUAGGAUAGCACACUCACAAAUGAUCCUAAAAAUGAAGUCUCAUUAGAUAAUAAAAGUGCAGCAAGCACCCAGUAGACGAUGAUUGAAGAUGAUGAAGAGGAGAAAAUAGAUCUAAGACUACUAUAAUAAUCACCAAAAGCAAUUAGAAGAUCUAUAGAGGAAUAAUUCAAGCAAGAAAUUGAAAAAGAGAUAGCUUCAAGCAAAAAUAAUAAUGACAAAAAAGAGGAAAGAAUCAGUAGAUGGAGAUGGCUUUGGGGAGAAUAACCUGAAUAGAACAUGAAUUCGUCAAAUAAAAUUAAGGAGAUUAAGGUAGAAAAGAGUCCAUAGGCUUAGCUCGAAUAAGAUAAGUCUCCUUAAAGACUAGAACAGAGUUAGCAGUUAUCUGAAAAAUAGACUAUCGAAGGCUAGAUCAAACCAGAUCUGACGAAAAAUGAUCUAGAAAAAAAUAAAGUUCAACCAAUCAGUAAUAAUGGAUAAAAAAUAGUUGAAAGCUCAUAACAUGAAUAAUAGACUGAAACAGAAAAGAAAGGUUUCCUUCGAAGAAUGUUUGGGUAUUUCAAGAAAUCUCCCUCUGAAAAUACGAUACUAAUAGAUACAGCUUCACAGAGCAAUCAGAAUUCAAAUAAUUAAGGCAAUUCUCAAAAUAACUUAACCAAUGAGGAUGAAGAUGAAGCAACUGAGAUUAAUCUUUCUUUAUGCGCUCAUAUGAUUAUGCCAAUAGGGGGUUAAUAAAAAUCUGAUGAGGAAAUAAUUCAAGCAUUUGAAGAGAAUAAGAUUAAUUAUGAUCAAUUUUGUGCAAGUCCUCAUCUUUUGCUAAUGGAUUCUAGACUAGUAAUUAGAAUCGAAGAUCAGUACUUUAAUUGGGCGACUGCAGCUCCAUUCAUUAUUUCUAUGCUUGCAUUCAAAUAACCUCUUUCAAAUGAAAUCAUUGGAGAACCUUUAGUUGUGCUGAAAUCAUCUUAAUAUGAAUCUUAAGAAAUAACUGAAGAUUAGAAUGAAAAUUAUUCCUCUAAUAACCAAGUGUCUCAACCUGAGCAUCAUGUUAUUACAAACUCAAAUGACCUACCGAAAAAGAACUUUUAAGACGACUCUCCAAUUUAAACUGCUUCAAAUAAAAAGACUAAAAUUUACUAUAAGAAGAGUUUAAUCCCAACUUCUGAAUAACUGUAGAGUAUGGAACUUCAUGAGGGAGUCAAUGACAUAGUAUUUACAGUCACCACUUCACUUCUUGGAAAGCAGUAGCUCUAGAGUAGAAUAUUUGUUUGGGAUUGCAGAGAUAAAAUAGUAAUCUCAGACGUAGAUGGAACUAUCACUAAAAGCGAUAUGCUAGGACAUGUACUCCCACGCUUUGGCAAGGAUUGGACUCACUAAGGAAUCGCAAAGUUAUACACUGGUAUUGAAAAGAAUGGCUAUAAGAUUUUAUAUCUUUCGUCUAGACCGAUUGGGCUUGCUGAUUUUACUAGAGAGUAUUUGAAAGGAAUAAAGUAAGACGAAAAAUUUGGGAUGCCUGAAGGCCCUGUCAUUAUGAGUCCUGAUAGAAUGGUGAAAUCAAUGAACAGAGAGAUUAUAUAAAAGAAACCCUAGAUGUUCAAAAUAGCAGCAUUAAAAAAUAUCUAUAAUCUAUUCCCUGAAGAUAGUCAUCCAUUUGUUGGUGGUUUUGGGAAUCGUGAUACUGAUGCUAUUUCAUAUAGAGCUGUUGGUGUAUCACUAGAUAAAAUAUUCAUAGUCAAUGAUGAUGGAGAAAUAUUCCUUUUUAAUAGCUAACACAAAAAGUCUUAUAAUCUCUUGGCUGAUGUUGUCGAUGAUAUGUAUCCUUGCUUGAUUGAAACUGCUAAGUAAAGCCAUAAUCUUAUCCAAUUUAAUCUUAUUUAUAGACAAAUUACGAAUACAAUUAAGGAUAGCGUCUAAAUUUUAGCUCAAGAAAUUGAAAAUGAACUUAAUCAGUCUAAAGAUGAAUAUAAGCCAGACCCAGUUUUAAAAAUUUCUUCAGAUACAAAUCCAAUUCCUCCUGAAGAGAUAGAAGCUUUACUUUAAGGCUAACACCAAGAAGAUACAAAAAAUAUUGAAGAAAAUGAUUUAGAAGUAAAAGAUCAAGAAUUCAUAUGA